Messenger RNA from Capronia epimyces CBS 606.96, 846 nucleotides. RefSeq lists its product as uncharacterized. Gene Ontology annotation, cellular component: cytoplasm. The transcript is spliced from 2 exons. Gene Ontology annotation, molecular function: aldehyde-lyase activity. The record is from RefSeq and is a predicted model, not a curated record. Bases 1 to 846 code for a protein of 281 amino acids. NCBI's taxonomy places the organism in Eukaryota, Fungi, Ascomycota, Eurotiomycetes, Chaetothyriales, Herpotrichiellaceae.
AUGCUCCAGAACAACCUCCUUCAGAACGUGGCUCAAAAUCGUCUCUGCACGGUAAAAAUCCCUCAGCUCUCGUCGUAUGCUCCUGGCACUAAUCCACAAAAUCAGGCACUUGGAGUCAAAGUUGUCACGGGCAAUGAGGUGGUCCUCCUGGCCAGGGCCGCUGGGUACGAUUCCGUCUUCAUUGAUCUCGAGCACUCCAUCUUUUCUGUCACCGACGUCAGCCGACUAUGUUCGGCGUCGCUGCUGGCGGGAAUCACGCCUUUUGUUCGCGUGCCACGCCAGUGUGGGCCUGGCUUUGUGCAAAGGAUCCUCGACGGGGGUGCAAUGGGGGUCAUCUUUCCACAUGUUAGCACUGUCGAAGAAGCCCAGCAAAUGGUCUUCUGUACCAAGUUCCCUCCUCGAGGGAACCGUUCUCUCACGGCGGCGCUGCCGCAAUUUGAUUUCCAAAGGAUUGCAGCCACACAAGUCAUCCAGCAGCUCGACGCAGACGGGUCGACCGUCUUCAUCCUAGUGGAAACCCGGAAGUGCCUUGACAACCUAGACGCCAUUGCCGCCGUCCCGGGCGUCGAUGUCUUGCUGCUCGGCGCAAACGACCUGUCUCUGGAACUGGGCAUUCUGGGCGAGUGGGACCAUCACCUCUUCGAUUCAGCUCUGGGAGCCGUGGCGGCUGCUGCUCAGAGAGCGGGCAAGAUCUGGGGCAUCGCCGGCCUGUACACCCGGUCCGACAUCUGUAAGCGUGCAGUAACCGAGUUGGGAGCCCGGUACCUGUUGGGACACUACGAUCUCGGACUGCUCGCCAUGGGAAUGAACAAGAACAUGGAACAACUCAGAGACAUGGGUCCUUGA